This is a messenger RNA of Monascus purpureus, 1040 nucleotides long. The record is from the annotation of a GenBank genome assembly. NCBI's taxonomy places the organism in Eukaryota, Fungi, Ascomycota, Eurotiomycetes, Eurotiales, Aspergillaceae.
CAGAUAAGCCCCGUUCCACGGCUUCACCUGAUCAAUUCUGAUCAGACGAUUAAUUUCUUCCUUCAAAGUAAGAAUCUUUUUCUCUUUCUUCCCUCCUCAACAACCUUCAAUAUGAGCAAAUCCGACACUCGCAACCGCGUCUGGGAAUCCCUCCGCAAAGUCGCCCUCCCCGACUCUCGCCACCACUACGACUUCAGCAGCUUCAUCGCCGACUUCCAAGGCUCCGAACAAGCCAUCUCCCGCCUAACCGCCCUCCCCAUCUACCAGGACAGCGCAAUCCUCUUCAUAACCCCAGACAACUGCCUUGAGGACCUCCGCCUCCAGUCCCUACGUGAUGGCAAAACAAUCCUCAUGACGACAUACGGCAUCCGCCGCGGCUUCUGGGUCCUCGAUCCCAACCACAUCCCCGUCGAAGACUACCGGUACGCCGCUACACUAGACGGGAUGGAAAAGGUUGCUCAACCGGUGGCAUUGGCCGAUAUCCGCAGCCGAGGAUGGAAGAUCCCGCUGAUGGUCACGGGCACCGGGGCCGUUAAUCUGCGCGGGGUGCGGUUCGGGAAGGGCCAUGGGUUUUUCGAUCUGGAGUGGGCGAUGCUCUGGUCCGUUGGGGCCGUGGAGCAGGGGACUGUGGUUGUGGGCGUUGUGCAUGAUUGUCAGGUUCUGGAGGAGGAGUUGCAGCCCGAGGAGUUUGAUACGGUUUGUGAUGUGGUGGUGACGCCGUCGAGGGUGGUGGAGGUUGUUGGUGGUGGUGCGAACAAGCCCACGGCGGGGAUUAUUUGGCCGCUUUUGCAGCCGGAUAUGUUGGGGGGGAUUCCGCCGUUGAGGGAGUUGAAGGAGAUUGCUGUUAGUGAGUAGAACUGGAUACGUUGUAGGUUGAUUUGUAGAAUGUACUGAACAGGGACAUCUGAACACAUGGCUCCACCAUCGACUUGGUGCUUUUUGAUCUAUUGCCUGUGCCACCUCAGAAGCUGCACUCACAGCGACAACCAUGACCCUGGCCCAGUCUAACUCCCCUCCUUCGCAGCCGACGUCCAUGGUCC